AUGCAGCUCUCCCUCCGCCGCAAGCUUAACCCCUUUCUCCUCUCCGCCGCCGCGUCAUUCUCCAUGAAACCCUCCCCAGGCGCCGCCGCAGGCGGCGGCGGCGGCCGGAAAGGCAGCAGCCUCUCGAUCUUCGCCGUGGCCGUAUCGAUAUUCGUCUUUGGCUGCUUCAUGUACAACGAGGACGUCAAGUCAAUCGCGGAGUUCCCCUUCUCGCACCCCACGGCUGCUCAACAGGCGGAUCCCGAUUUCUUCGCCCAGGAAGAGGGGAAGCGUGAGGUGGACGCGGGGGCGGACAGCAGCAACGCCGCCACUGUCUCGGUGGUCGUGAAUUCGCGGACGGUGGUGGAGGCCGAGGUGGAGCAACCCGAAAUAGACCGCUCGGCGAGCUCGAAAUCGAACCUGGAAAUCGAAGAUGGGGAAGAAAAGGAGGAGGAAAAAAAGAAGAGAACCGAAAUUCGAGGUGGGGAAGACGAAAAGGAUGAUGAUGUUCGUGAUGAUGAUGAUAAUGGUGAAAUUGAAAUCCCGCCGGAGGAUUGUGAUCUGUUCACCGGGGAAUGGGUUUUCGAUAACGUCACUCACCCGUUGUACAAAGAGAAUGAAUGCGAAUUUUUAACGGAGCAGGUGACCUGUAUGAGAAAUGGAAGGAAGAAUUCACUGUACCAGAACUGGAGGUGGCAGCCCAGAGAUUGUUCUCUGCCUAAGUACAUUCCGAGAUUGUUGCUCGAAAAACUGAGGAAUAAGAGGCUGAUGUUUGUCGGGGACUCGUUGAACCGGAAUCAGUGGGAGUCGAUGAUAUGUUUGGUUCAGUCGGUAGUCCCUCCCGGAAGGAAGAGCUUGGAGAAGACUGGCUCUUUGUCUGUUUUCAGAAUUGAGGACUAUAAUGCUACAGUGGAGUUUUACUGGGCCCCUUUUUUGGUAGAGUCCAACUCAGACGACCCGGACAUGCACAGCAUAUUGAACCGUAUCAUCAUGCCCAAGUCCAUCAAAAAGCACGGCAAGAACUGGAAGAACGUGGACUACCUCGUUUUCAACACGUACAUUUGGUGGAUGAAUACUUUCUCCAUGAAAGUCCUGAGAGGCUCAUUUGACGAGGGCUCGACUGAGUAUGAUGAAGUGGCUAGGCCUGUAGCUUAUGAACAAGUGUUGUGGACGUGGUCCAAAUGGGUCGACAAAAAUGUGAACCCGAAUCGCACACGAGUCUUCUUCAUGAGCAUGUCACCCCUUCACAUCAAGAGCUCGGAUUGGGACAACCCAGACGGGAUCAAGUGCGCAAAAGAGACGAGCCCAAUACUCGACAAGUCAAUGCCGGUCAACGUGGGAACCGACCGGCGGUUGUUUGUGAUUGCUGCUAACUUGACAAAGUCGAUGAGUCGAGUCCCGGUCGAUUUUCUCAACAUCACGACACUGUCCGAGUAUCGAAAGGAUGCCCACACGUCGGUUCAUACCAUUCGCCAGGGGAAGCUGCUAACGCCCGAGCAGCAGGCGGACCCCACAAACUUCGCCGACUGCAUACACUGGUGCCUGCCGGGGCUGCCCGACACGUGGAACGAGUUUCUCUAUGCUCGGAUUAUGUCGCGUUCUUGA
Striga hermonthica is the source of this 1584-nucleotide messenger RNA. The record is from the annotation of a GenBank genome assembly. Lineage: Eukaryota; Viridiplantae; Streptophyta; Magnoliopsida; Lamiales; Orobanchaceae.